GGGGGGGCUCCUCAUCAGUGUAAUUGAAUAUUCCCUCUGCACCCACAGUGGACAGACGCGCGCGCGCACUCCCACAGUCAGCAUUACCAGGACUGCCCUCGUGCCCUCUACCACCACCCCCCCACUCCCGGUCCCUCCGCCCUCACCUCACCACCACCAAGCUAAAAAAGUGUGCCUGUGCCUGUGUGCGCGUGCCCACUGGUGUCUCUUGGUGUGCGGACGGACAGACCGGAGCUGCAGCACUGACACUCAACCGGAGACGUUACCGGGACGUCUGAGCCCGUUUCCUCUCUCCUGUUGAACAGUUUUACCGGGACACAGAGCCGGAAACGUUCCGGGACAGACGCUUGUCUGACAGGCUGUCUGACGCCUCCUCAUCAUGCCCCAUCCCCCCUUCCUCCUCCUCCUCCUCCUCCUCGUCCAAUCAGCAGAGUUCUCGCUCUCUCCUGACAAUACCACAGACGAUCUCCAGGAGGUGAUUCUGGCAGCCAUCUUGCCUCUGACUAACACAGACUAUGCGUGGGCGUGGCCUCGGGUGGCGCCGGCGCUCCACCAGGCGGUGGGUCGGGUGAACUCUGACCCUUGGCUGCUGCCGGGCCUGAGGCUACGGCUGGUUCACGGCAGCUCGGAGAACGGCGACGGUUUCUGCUCAGACUCCAUAGCUCCACUGGUCGCCGUCGACCUCAAGCUGUCCCACGACCCCUGGGCCUUCAUUGGGCCCGGGUGUGACUAUUCUUCCUCACCUGUCGCCCGCUUCACCACCCACUGGGAGGUUCCCAUGGUGACGGCCGGCGCCCGUGCCAUUGGCUUCGAGCACUACGCCGCCGUCACCAACACAGGCCCCACCCACAAAAAGCUGGGCGAAUUCGGCACCAGGAUCCAGGAGACGUUCGGCUGGCGGCAGCACGCCAUGCUCAUCUUCAGCGACAACAAGGAUGCCAAUGACGACCGGCCGUGCUACUUCGCGGUGGAGGGGCUCUACACGCUGCUAGGCAACCGCAACAUCACCAUCCGAGACCAUGUCAUCGAACCCGACAACAUCAACUACAAGUCGGUGGUUCAGGAGAUCCGAGACAAUGGCAGAGUUGUGUAUCUGUGCUGCUCCUGGGACAUCCUGCGGACUCUGAUGGUCCAGUUCUGGAGGGAGGGGGUGGACCUGGAUGAAUACAUCUUCUUCUUCAUUGACCUGUUUGCUGAGGGUCUGGGGGGACGGGGUCCGGUCAGACCCUGGUUCAGAGGAGACCAGGACGACUACAGCGCCCGGCUCGCCUUCAGGAGUGUGAAGGUGCUGACGUACCUGGAGCCUCAGAGUCGAGAGUAUCUGCAGUUUGUCCAAACGCUGAAGAACGACGCAAAGAAAAUGUUCAACUUCACCAUCAAAGACUCUCUGUAUAAUCUGAUCGCUGGAGGUUUCCAUGACGGAGUGAUGCUCUAUGCUCACGCUCUGAACGAGACUCUGAUCGAGCAGAGAGGACCAGGGCCAGGGCCAGGACCAGGACCAGGACCAGGACCCAGAGGAGUCCAGAGGCCCAAAGAAGACGUGGUGACCAGGAGGAUGUGGAACCGGACAUUCCCAGGAGUGAUGGGUGUGGUGGAGAUCGAUGAGUUCGGGGACAGACAGGUGGACUUCGCUGUGUGGGACAUGACAGAUGUCGACUCAGGGGAGUUUCAGGUGGUGUGUGUGUACAACAGCAGCACCAAACAGCUGGUGAUGCAGAGUGGGCGGAGCUUCCAGUGGCCAGGUGGAUCUCCACCUCCGGACAUCCCAGAAUGCGGCUUCAAAAACGACAAACCGUCCUGCCUCGCCCGUACAGUGUCGAUGCAUCAGAUGGUUGCCAUAGUGAUAUGCUUUGUCUUUGUCAUCAUUGUCACGGUGACCGUCUUCAUCUACAGGAAGUUGAAGCUGGAGAGCGAGCUGGCCGCUCAGCUGUGGAGAGUUUCCUGGGACGAUGUUCAGAUGAGUAACCUGGAUAAAGUCCUGAGGAGAGCCUGCAGCCGACUCACCAUGUCUCUGAAAGGAUCAAACUAUGGCUCCCUGAUGACGAUGGAGGGAAACCUCCAGAUCUACACUAAGACCGGAUACUACAAGGGAAACCUGGCAGCCAUCAAGUACAUCAACAAGAAGCGUAUUGAACUGACCAGGAAGGUUCUGUUUGAACUCAAACAUAUGCGUGAUGUUCAGAACGAGCACCUGACCCGGUUCAUUGGUGCCUGCAUCGACCCACCCAACAUGUGCAUCAUCACAGAGUACUGCCCCCGAGGCAGUCUGCAGGACCUGAUGGAGAGCGACAGCAUCACCCUGGACUGGAUGUUCAGAUACUCUCUCAUCAAUGACAUCGUCAAGGGCAUGGCGUUCAUCCACAACAGCGUCAUCGUCUCCCACGGUAACCUGAAGUCCUCUAACUGUGUGGUGGACAGUCGCUUCGUCCUGAAGAUCACAGACUACGGUCUACAAAGUCUGAGGACAAGCAGCUGCCCCGAGGACACACACGCUUACUAUGCCCGUAAACUGUGGACAGCUCCAGAGCUGCUGAGGUCGGAGACCCCCCUCCCCCGGGGGACUCAGAGAGGAGACGUGUACAGCUUUGGGAUCAUCCUGCAGGAGGUGGCUCUGCUCAGAGGAGUCUACUACCUGGACUCCCAGACCCUCAGUCCCAAAGAGAUCAUCCAGGCGGUUCUGCAGGGUGGUGCCCCCCCCAUCCGUCCCUCCCUCUGCUUCCACAGUCACAGUGAGGAGCUGGGCGUCCUGAUGCAGCGAUGCUGGAGCGAGGAGCCGAGCGAACGACCCGACUUCAACACCAUCAAGAUCCUGCUGCGCAAACAGCACAGAGGUUAUGGCUCCAACAUCCUGGAUAACCUCCUGUCUCGGAUGGAGCAGUAUGCCAACAACCUGGAGGAGCUGGUGGAGGAGAGAACGCAGGCGUACCACGAGGAGAAACGCAAGGCCGAGGCCCUGCUCUACCAGAUACUACCACAUUCAGUAGCUGAGCAGCUGAAACGAGGUGAAACUGUUCAGGCUGAAGCUUUCGACUCCGUCACCAUUUACUUCAGUGACAUCGUUGGUUUCACCGCCCUGUCUGCUGAGAGCACGCCGCUACAGGUCGUGACCUUGUUGAACGACCUCUACACCUGCUUCGAUGCCAUCAUCGACAACUUUGAUGUUUACAAGGUGGAGACCAUCGGAGACGCCUACAUGGUGGUGUCAGGUCUCCCGGUGAGGAAUGGGAAGCUCCACGGUCGGGAGGUGGCCAGGAUGUCUCUCGCCCUGCUGGACGCGGUCAAGAGCUUCAGGAUCCGACACCGAGCCAAUCAGCAGCUCCGGCUACGCAUCGGCAUACACAGUGGUCCAGUGUGUGCAGGUGUGGUUGGUCUGAAGAUGCCCAGGUACUGUCUGUUUGGAGACACAGUGAACACAGCAUCACGGAUGGAGUCCACCGGAGAGGCUCUGAAGAUUCACGUGUCGGAGGCGACUCGUCAGGUUGUGCAGGAGUUCAGCUGCUUCCAGCUGCAGCUCAGAGGAGAGAUCGAGGUGAAGGGGAAGGGACGCAUGAGGACGCACUGGCUGCUGGGAGAGGACACCACAACCACCUGAUGGAGGAGAGGACACCUCCAGGGAGAAGUGAAACAACCAACUGUUAUUAAACACCCCCCCCCCUCCCCACUGGAUGUUUACCUCUCAUCAUUUAAAGUGACAGACCCUUCAGAAAUGAAUGUUUCACUGUUAAAAGCAGUCUUUGAAGUUUAGUUGUGUAAAUACAAAAUAAACUCUGUUGUGUUUUAUUA
This is a messenger RNA of Lates calcarifer (barramundi perch), 3783 nucleotides long. It is a transcript of the gene npr1a, whose product is annotated as natriuretic peptide receptor 1a. Gene Ontology annotation, molecular function: ATP binding; peptide receptor activity; guanylate cyclase activity. Gene Ontology annotation, cellular component: membrane. The transcript has 22 exons. The coding region runs from base 380 to 3592 and encodes 1070 amino acids. NCBI's taxonomy places the organism in Eukaryota, Metazoa, Chordata, Actinopteri, Centropomidae. The record is from RefSeq and is a predicted model, not a curated record. Gene Ontology annotation, biological process: intracellular signal transduction; cGMP biosynthetic process; receptor guanylyl cyclase signaling pathway.